Molecule: messenger RNA, 684 nt
Organism: Malassezia globosa CBS 7966
Lineage: Eukaryota; Fungi; Basidiomycota; Malasseziomycetes; Malasseziales; Malasseziaceae
Exons: 1
Coding region: 1-684 (227 amino acids)
Biological process (GO): proteasomal protein catabolic process
Cellular component (GO): proteasome core complex; nucleus; proteasome core complex, alpha-subunit complex
Source: RefSeq, a predicted model, not a curated record
AUGCGGCAGCUUGCACUUUCCUCACGCCUCAUGUACACGCGCCCCCUGCCGAUUUCUCGUCUCAUGGGCGCACUUGCCGAUCGCGCCCAGCUGAACACGAUGCAGUACGGCAAACGCCCCUAUGGCGUUGGGUUUCUCGUCAUUGGCACCGACGAUACUGGUCCACAUUUGUAUGAGUUCAACCCGACAGGCAAUUGCUUCGAGUACUAUGCAAUGAGCAUUGGCGCGCGCAACCAGAGUGCAAAGACGUAUCUGGAAAGCCACUUUACCGAGUUCACCGAGGCUGAUCUGGACCACCUCAUUCUACAUGGAAUCCGUGCUCUACGGGAGACACUACCGCAAAACAAGCAGCUUGAUCAAGCGUCUGUGACCGUGGCAUACGUUGGCCCUGGUGCCGAUGCUGAUCCUCACUCUUCGUCCUUGCGUGAAGGCCAGAAGUUCACCGUCCUUGAGGGCGACAAACUUGCCACAUGGUUCGAGCGACUUGGACCCAGUGAGCGUCAGCGCGCUGCGGCUGCAGCUGCUGAAGCUUCAGCGGCAGCGGCAACGGAGAACGCCAGCUCUUCUGCGGACAAUGCUGCCGCGUCCACGGAUAACGCUUCUUCGGCCUCUGCCCCUGACCAGAAUACGCAGGCAUCUUCCGACAAUACAGACAACCAGCCUCGGCCAAUGGACGAAAACUAG